UCUCCGAAUAUACAGGGGACGGUUUCGAAAAGCUCGCUUUCAGACUUCCUUGUCUUGAGUUGCAAAGCUGACACUGACGCAUAACCAGUGCCUCUGCUUCUCCUCUCACCUCCCACCGGCGGAGUUUAGUCUCCUCCAUCACCUCCGCCUCCUCCUCCGACGUCUUCUUCAAUCUCUCUCUCUCCCCUCUCGCUGUCAGAUCGUUUUCCACCUCCGCAUUUUACACAGUCGGCUGCACAAUUUUCUGUGUUAAAUUUUGGACAAGGCUUCUAUAAUUUUGCUAUGCGGGGUCGUCAUGUCGAUGCCUACUCGGCAUACAAGCGUGUGGCGUCCAAGGACCAUAUCAAUGCUUAUGACAGAGAAGAAAGUGCAGUAGGUUUAGUGAAUGGAAAAGGUAUUGGAAACCCUUCAUGGAAGCGCUCCUUGCCGCAUAUGCUUGUGGCAGCUCUUUCUUCGUUCCUAUAUGGCUACCAUCUCGGAGUGGUUAACGAGACACUAGAUAGCAUUUCUUUGGACCUUGGCUUCAGUGGGAAUCCUUUGGCAAAGGGUCUAGUCGUGAGUACAUGUUUAGGUGGUGCUUUUGUUGGAUCUGUAUUUAGUGGUUGGAUUCUAGAUGGAGUGGGGCAUCGAAGGGCAUUCCAGAUGUGUGCAUUGCCGAUGAUAAUCGGUGCAUCAAUGAGUGCAACAACCAAAAGUCUAUGGGGCAUGCUUCUAGGGAGGAUAUUCGUUGGAACUGGGAUGGGAAUUGGCCCACCUGUUGCUGCUAUCUAUGUGUCAGAGAUUUCACCAGCUUUUGUAAGGGGUACUUUUGGGAGCUUCACACAAAUUUCUACGUGUCUUGGACUUAUGGGGUCUCUCUUUAUUGGACUCCCUGCCAAGGAUAUAGUGGGUUGGUGGCGAGUUUGUUUUUGGGUAUCUACUGUUCCUGCUGCUGUGCUAGCUGUUUGCAUGGAGUUCUGUGCAGAGAGUCCUCAGUGGCUUUUCAAGAGAGGAAGAGGUACUGAAGCUGAAGCUGAAUUUGAGAAACUUUUAGGAGCAGCACAUGUUAAAUUUGCAAUGGCAGAACUGUCAAAGUCUGACAGGGGGGAUGAACUAGAGACAGUAAAGUUUUCAGAGCUACUGUAUGGCCGACAUUUCAAAAUGGUUUUCAUUGGGUCUACCAUUUUUGCUUUACAACAGCUGUCAGGCAUAAAUGCUGUGUUCUAUUUCUCUUCAACUGUCUUUAAAAGCUUUGGGGUGCCUUCAGAUCUGGCAAACACAUGUGUUGGAAUUGCAAAUCUAUCGGGGUCAAUUCUUGCAAUGAUCCUGAUGGAUAAGCUUGGAAGAAAGGUACUUCUUCUUGGAAGCUUUUCUGGCAUGGCAGUGGCAAUGGGUCUUCAAGUAACUGGAGCAAGUUCUUAUACGUCGGGAUCUGGAGCAUUGAGUCUAUCUGUUGGCGGCAUGCUGCUGUUUGUGUUGAUGUUUGCUCUUGGAGCCGGUCCAGUGCCUGGUCUCCUCCUUUCAGAAAUUCUUCCUAGCCGUAUUAGGGCAAAAGCAAUGGCAGUUUGCAUGGCCGUGCAUUGGGUGAUAAAUUUCUUUGUUGGUCUGUUGUUUUUACCCUUGCUGGAGCAAAUCGGGCCACAAAUUCUGUAUACAGUCUUUGCUACUUUUUGUUUACUGGCCGUUGUUUUUGUGAAGAGAAAUGUAAUAGAAACAAAAGGAAAGUCCCUCCAAGAAAUUGAAAUUGCACUUAUUCCACCUCAAUGAAGGUUCUUCAAGAAAACUAGAUUACUCUUACACAAAGCUGAAGUCCCUUUACUAAUGAUGGAACUCAUGACUCACUUUUGCCCGUAGCGUAUUAUCAUGCUCAGCUGAGGAAAUAGUGAAGAAUAAGGUAGUAUGGAAACGUCUGCCCGAAUUCCGGUUGAAGUUAUCAUCUUCGUGUUGGCUGGGAAGUUUGGGAACUAAUUACCAGGUGCUCACUCUGAAAGGCCUAUGUAAAUUAUGAGAGCUGUUUUUUUCCUUGAAUAUUUGUGAGCAUUUAAACCUGCAAUACAGUGUAAUAUAUGAAGGACCUGACUUCCCGAACAAUAUAUGUAACACAAGUGUUCCAUCAAAAUUAUGACAUGAUAAAAAAGACUUGAAUUUGGUUA
This is a messenger RNA of Pyrus x bretschneideri (Chinese white pear), 2132 nucleotides long. Its product is annotated as probable plastidic glucose transporter 3. The transcript is spliced from 16 exons. Gene Ontology annotation, molecular function: hexose transmembrane transporter activity. Gene Ontology annotation, biological process: monosaccharide transmembrane transport. Gene Ontology annotation, cellular component: membrane. Lineage: Eukaryota; Viridiplantae; Streptophyta; Magnoliopsida; Rosales; Rosaceae. The coding region runs from base 283 to 1746 and encodes 487 amino acids. The record is from RefSeq and is a predicted model, not a curated record.